Molecule: messenger RNA, 2539 nt
Organism: Melanaphis sacchari
Lineage: Eukaryota; Metazoa; Arthropoda; Insecta; Hemiptera; Aphididae
Gene: Gp93
Product: endoplasmin homolog
Exons: 9
Coding region: 128-2485 (785 amino acids)
Biological process (GO): protein folding
Molecular function (GO): ATP binding; ATP hydrolysis activity; ATP-dependent protein folding chaperone
Source: RefSeq, a predicted model, not a curated record
GGAGUACAGUGCACGUUAUUCGAUAUUGGACAUCGACAGUUCACUGACAUUUAAGAGCGGUUCAUAGGUACUUCGUGUGGUGACAAUCGGUUUUUGUUUCUACACGUUGAUCCUAAGUCGUGUCAACAUGUUGGAACUGAAGUAUCUGAUACUUGUGUUUUUAGCCUUGGCGUUUUCGCCAUUGACUGAGCGGUGUGUAGCUGAAGACCUAGAAGGCGAAGGAGAAAUACUCAAAACAUUUACAGUUGAUGCAACUGUUGAAGGAGUCAGCAAAGAAGGAGCAGUUACUGAUGAUAAUGCAGCUGUAGUGGCAGAAGAACGAAUUAAAUUAGAUGGUUUAAAUGCUGCACAGUUACGAGAGCUGAAAGAACAAGCAGAGAAAUUUACUUUCCAAGCUGAAGUUAAUCGAAUGAUGAAACUUAUUAUUAACUCUUUAUAUAGAAAUAAAGAAAUUUAUUUAAGAGAACUUAUUUCAAAUGCUUCGGAUGCUUUAGAUAAAAUAAGAUUAUUAGCAUUGUCUGAUAGUAGCCUAUUAGAUGCAACUAAUGAACUUUCUAUCAGAAUUAAGGUGAACAAAGAGUCUGGUAUGUUGCAUAUUACUGAUACAGGAAUUGGUAUGACUCGUGAAGAUCUGGUAAAAAAUCUGGGCACCAUAGCUAAAUCUGGUACUGCUGAGUUUUUAAGUAAUUUAAACUCCGGAGAUGGUCAAGAUAAGAAUAUGAAUGACAUGAUUGGACAAUUUGGUGUUGGAUUUUAUUCUGCUUUUCUUGUUGCUGACAAAGUAUUGGUUACCACUAAGCACAAUGAUGAUAAACAAUAUAUAUGGGAAUCAGACGCCAACAGUUUUUCUAUUGUUGAAGACCCCAGAGGACCAACACUUAAGAGAGGAACACAAAUUAGUUUACAACUGAAAGAGGAAGCCCUUGAUAAUUUAGAAAUAAAUACUCUGAAAACUUUAGUCAAAAAAUACUCUCAAUUUAUCAACUUUCCUAUCUAUUUAUGGUCAAGCACAACUGAAUCUGUAGAAGAACCUAUUGAAGAAGACGAGCAGCCAGAAAAAGAGACAUCAGAGGAUGAUGAUGCAGCAGUAGAAGAUGCUAAAGAAGAAACACCAAAAACCAAAAAAGUAGAUAAGACUGUUUGGGAUUGGGAAAUCCUUAAUAACCAUAAACCUAUAUGGACACGAAAACCUGAUGAUGUAGAAGCAAAUGAGUAUAAUGAAUUUUAUAAAGCACUAACUAAAGAUACAAAGGAUCCAUUAACUUAUACACAUUUUAAUGCUGAAGGUGAAGUAUCAUUUAAAUCCUUGCUUUAUGUUCCGUCUGCUCAACCAUCAGAUACCUUUAACAAAUAUGGUACAGUUACGGACAACAUUAAGCUUUAUGUUAGAAGAGUAUUUAUAACAGAUGAAUUUACCGAUUUAUUGCCAAAAUAUUUAAGUUUCCUUCAAGGAAUUGUAGAUUCAGAUGAUUUACCGCUGAAUGUUUCACGUGAAGUUUUACAACAACAUAAGUUACUUAAAAUCAUCAAAAAAAAACUUAUUCGUAAAGCUCUUGAUAUGCUUAAAAAGUUGGAUGCUGAAUCAUACAAGACAUUCUGGGCUGAAUAUUCUACAAACAUAAAAUUGGGCAUUAUUGAAGAUCCAUCUAAUAGAGCCCGUCUUGCCAAGUUGUUGCGAUUCCAAUCAUCUGUUGAAGAAACUCCAACAUCAUUAGCAGAUUAUGUUAAACGCAUGAGUGAAAAACAAGAGCAUAUUUAUUAUAUUGCCGGUUCUAGCAAAGCAGAACUUGAACGUUCUCCUUUUGUUGAAGGCAUUAUUCGUAAAGGAUAUGAAGUUCUGUAUCUAAUUGAAGCUGUAGAUGAAUACACAUUGUCUGCUAUUCCUGAAUUUGAAGGUAAAAAGUUUCAAAAUGUAGCUAAAGAGGGUGUGUCUCUCACUGAAAAUAAAGAAAAGGCAGAAGAAUUGAAAGUUCAAUUUGAACCACUUACAAAAUGGUUUGGCGAAAAUGCUCUUAAAGAUCAAAUUUCAAAAGCGGUUGUAUCUGAUCGUUUAGCUGAAUCUCCAUGUGCUCUUGUUGCUGGAAUGUUUGGUUGGACUGGUAAUAUGGAAAGGUUAGCCUUAUCUAAUGCUCACCAAAAAGCUGAUGAUCCUCAAAGAGAAUUUUAUUUAAAGCAACGUAAAUCCCUUGAAAUAAAUCCACGCCAUCCUCUUAUAAAGGAUUUGUUACGAAGAGUAAAAGAUGAUCCUGAAGACCAAAAAGCAAAAGAUAUUGCAGUUAUGUUGUUUAGAACAGCAACAUUGCGGUCAGGAUUCAUGCUCCAAGAGUCUGCAGACUUUGCUGAAAGUGUUGAAGCUUUAAUGAGACAAUCAUUAGGCAUUCCUUUAGAUGAAAAAGUAAGUUAUGAUGAUGAAGAAUCUGUUGGUGAUCAACAAGUAGAUGAAGAAGAAGAUAAAGAAGAAUCCCUAGAACAUGAUGAAUUAUAAAAGUUUUGAAAAAUAUAUUUUAAAGAUGAACUGUAUCAGUUUAUCUAAUUAUAA